AGAUUGUGCGGUGAAUACAAUUUUCUGUUUACGGGUUUCCCAUUAAACACAGACGAAUUUGUUUUCAGAUUUUUACUGCCAUGUCUUCUUUUCGAAAAGCCUUGAAAACUAAACAACGAGACCACAAAGAGCGAUCACAGCUCGGUUUCAGGAAACAUUUGGGUCUGUUAGAGAAGAAGAAGGACUACAAACUUCGUGCAGAUGACUACCACCGGAAACAGAAGACCAUCCUGGCCUUGCGCAAGAAGGCCAUGGAUAAGAACCCUGAUGAAUUUAACUUUAAGAUGAUACACAACCAAUUAAAGGAUGGAGUUCACAUGAUCAAACCAGAAGAAUCAGUGAUGACGGAUGAGCAGAAGAAGAUGAUGAGGACCCAGGACAUCAGAUAUGUGGAAAUGAAGCGGGUGUCGGAGAUGAAGAAAAUCGAAAGGAUGAAGUCAGAGCUCCAUUUUCUUGAUGUCAACGAGGAAAAGAAAAAUAAACAUGUCUUCUAUGUGGACUCAAAAAAAGAAGUGGAGGAUUUUGACCUGGCCACACACCUCAACACGGUGCCUGCAUUGGUGGACAGAGUGUAUAACAGACCAACAAUAGAGACCCUGACAAACAAGAGCAUUCUGGGAGCAGUGGAAUCUAAGUCAAUAAAAAAACUUUCCAAAGAGAGGAAACAGCAGUAUCUGAGGCUUUCAGAACGUAUAGACAGAGAACAGGAGAUGUUUGUCAUUAGUCAAAAAAUCCAGACGAGAAAAGAUCUACAAGAUAAGGUUAAGAAAGUGAAAGUGCGUAAGGAGACCAGCACUGCUCCUGCUAUCUAUAGAUUUGAGACCAAGAGGAAGAGAUGAUGUCUUUGGAUCAUCACACCGAGGAAACAAUCUCUGUCUUGUGGUUGUCAAUCAGCUGUAAUAUCUAUGAAGUGGACUGAACCUGUGGAUUUGUCUUUCCCCUCUGUAACCAACCCAGAGAAAAAAUGCUGGGCGUCUUCCACACUAUAAGGCAAGGAGAUUGUACAUAUUUAUGGCAAUUAAUUUUAUGCAUUGAAAUAAAGUUUUGUCUUUAA
Rhinichthys klamathensis goyatoka is the source of this 1054-nucleotide messenger RNA. RefSeq names its product UTP11 small subunit processome component (gene utp11). Gene Ontology annotation, cellular component: small-subunit processome; nucleolus. The record is from RefSeq and is a predicted model, not a curated record. Bases 81 to 839 code for a protein of 252 amino acids. The transcript is spliced from 8 exons. NCBI's taxonomy places the organism in Eukaryota, Metazoa, Chordata, Actinopteri, Cypriniformes, Leuciscidae. Gene Ontology annotation, biological process: rRNA processing.